This is a messenger RNA of Strongylus vulgaris, 414 nucleotides long. NCBI's taxonomy places the organism in Eukaryota, Metazoa, Nematoda, Chromadorea, Rhabditida, Strongylidae. The record is from the annotation of a GenBank genome assembly.
AAGAAGAGCAAGUCAAAAGAGGAUGAAAAAGGACUAACAUUCGACCGCCUUGAAGAUAAGCUCAGUGAUGAUUUUUCAGCGAUGAGUACGAAAGAGAAAGAACGUAAAAUAGAAGCAAAAUAUUCGCCUGGUGCCCAGAGCGAGCGGGUUAGGACCCUGUCAGCAAAAGGCAAGACAAAGUCUGCGAUGUCCAUAGUAAAGAAGGAGAAGCAUCUUUUAACCGAGAAUCGUAGCAAUAGUCUCGAAAAACAAACUGGAGAUGUGGGGUUCGGAUUAUUUGAAGCGGCCAAUGUAAUGUGCAAUAUAGUGGAGAUUUCCAAGGAUAGCACUAUGAUUCGACGCACCCAAGAGACCUAUGCUGCUACACCUCCUCAUUCGAAACCUGCAAAAGUAUCCAGCAAAUGUAAGUUUUGA